CCUCGAGCUCGAAGCCUCCCAACUUACCGUCGAUCCAAUGGGCUGCGGGAGCUCUGCAAAGGCACCGCCCAAGGAGGAAGAGCUCGACGGUGUGGUUCCCUUGCGGGAAAGCCAGGCGGAGGUGGAUCCGGCCAUGGAGGCCGUGCCUCUCCCCGGCAUGGUCGAGGAUGUUCAGGCGGCUGAGCCGAGCAAGCCAUCUUCUGAGGCGGAGAAGCAGGCUGACACUGGGAGCCAUGCUCCUGUUCACAGCGAGGCUUCUCCUGCACCUGCCGUGCCAAAGGUAGAGGCGGAGCUUCAUGCUUCCCAGCGACUUUCACCUCAGGCGGAGAAGCCAGGUGACAUGGGGAGCCAGCCUCCUGUUCACACCGAGGCUUCUCCUGCGUCUGCUGAGCCAAAGGCAGAGGCGGAGCUUCAUGCUUCCCAGCGACUUUCACCUCAGGCGGAGAAGCCAGGUGACAUGGGGAGCCAGCCUCCUGUUUACACCGAGGCUUCUCCUGCGUUUGCUGAGCCAAAGGCAGAGGCGGAGCUUCAUGCUUCCCAGCGACUUUCACCUCAGGCGGAGAAGCCAGGUGACAUGGGGAGCCAGCCUCCUGUUCACACCGAGGCUUCUCCUGCGUCUGCUGAGCCAAAGGCAGAGGCGGAGCUUCAUGCUUCCCAGCGACUUUCACCUCAGGCGGAGAAGCCAGGUGACAUGGGGAGCCAGCCUCCUGUUUACACCGAGGCUUCUCCUGCGUUUGCUGAGCCGAAGGCAGAGGCGGAGCUUCAUGCUUCCCAGCGACUUUCACCUCAGGCGGAGAAGCCAGGUGACAUGGGGAGGCAUCCUCCUGUUCACACCGAGGCUUCUCCUGCGUUUGCUGAGCCAAAGGUGGAGGAGCAAGCUGUCAUGUGCGGCGAUGCUCCGGGUCACACCGAGGCUGAGAAGGAUGUGGAGGCGUCCGGCGAGGCGUACUGUGAGGAUGAGCUGUUUGGAGCUUCGCCUGAGGCUCCCGCACCUCUUCCAUCAGACUCCGAGGUUGGCAUCGCAGGCUAUGGUGGCAGCGUUGCAGAGGAGAGCUCCGCGAAGGCCGCCGCGGCGGCGGCGGUGGCGCUGUGCCUGCAGCACGCGGAGGUGGCGGCCAGAGGACACGAGGAAGCUCAGCUGGUGGCCCUGCAGCACGUGGAGUCCAUGUCUGCGAGUAUCCUCUUGAUGCAGGCGCUGCAAGGAGACUCUUUUGCGUCAAGGGGCCCGGCGACCGAGAGCUUUGAGGCCAUUGAGGAGGCGCCCGAAGCCGAGUUUCCAGUCAACGUCACAGGCAUCGCAGGUGUCGAACUGGACGUGAGUGGGGUCACCGGCAGGGAUCCUUCAGGCGUGGAGGAGAGCCUGGAGUUUUGGAAAGAGGACAUCACCAUCGCGGAGGAAGAGGAGACGCAGUACGACGAGAGCAGCCGGAUCGGAGCAGAGAGUCGCUGCGAUGUCUGGGAAGGCUUCGAGUGGCAAAACCGGCCCGAGUCGACCGAGAAGACAGGAACACUGGACACUCGAGCGCUCACGCCGGCCAUCCCGGAGAUUCCCGAGGAGCCAUCAGCCCUUCUCAUCGCAGAGGCAGAGAGUCGGAAAACAGAGGAGCCAUCAGCCCUUCUCAUCGCAGAGGCAGAGAGUCGGAAAACAGAGGCGGAGGUGAUGCGGGCCUUAGAGGCAGUGGCGCGUUCUCAGCUUGCGUUCGUGGAGGCCGAGGCCUUGGCAUCUUUGGCGCUGCAGGGCAAGACCGAGCAGAGUCCGCGUGAGCCGCGUGAGGCUCAGGUGUUGGAAGACAACCGCCUGGCCGGGGCAGACGCUGUGCGGGCUGAGGCUGAGGCGCAGGAAGCGCUCAAUGCCACGGUUGAGGGCGCCAGGCGCUCGGAGUACGCGCAGCUUGAGGCGGAGGCCCAGCGAGCCUUGGACCUGAAGCGCCUCGCCGCAGCGCGGGCGGUGGCGGAAGCCAUCCAGGCUGAAGAGGCCCUCGAUGCCACCCGUGCAGCAGCCGAGAAGGCGCAACAUGCCGCGGCCGAGGCAGAGGCCACGAAAGCCCUGGAGGCCAGCACGGCCCAGCAGGAGACUCACCAGGCGGAGGCAGAGGCCUGCCAGGCCCUGCAGAUCACCCGCCAGGCCAACUUCAGCCAGGCCCAGCGCAUCGAGGAGGAGGCGGCCCGCUUGCUGGCCUUCAGGAAGGCGGAAGAAGCCGCAAGAGAGGCAGAGGAAGCACGCUGGGCCUCGCGCAGGGUGGAGGAGGCGGAAGCUGCGCGCGCUGCGGAGGAAGCGGAAGCGAGAGAGGCUCGGAUGCAGAAACCUGUGCAGACGGGUGAGACGUACACGGCCAAGGCCCAGAUUUGCGCGCAGAUGCCACAGGAACCUGUGACCCGCAGCAUGCCAGCCGAGGACCUUGAAGCGCGUGGAGAAGUUCUGUGUGUGGAGGAGACCGGUGGAUCGGACAACAUGGCAGCGCCGCCUGCGCCAUCCCAGGCACCGCCGGCGGUGCCGCCGGAAGAGGAGACCGCCAGAUGCCAGGCGGAGGCGCCGCCGGCGCCGCCCUCUUCAGCGCCGGCGGACGAGGAAAUCGCCCGAUGGCGGCAGGCGGAGGCGGAGGCCGCCGCGCUGCUGGCGGAGGCGAGAGAAGCGCAGGCGCUGGCAAGGGCUGAGGAGGAGCGCGCCCAAAAGGCCAAGUUGGAGGCCGCGCGCGCGCAGGCGCGGGCGAGCACGGCGCAGCGACAGCUGGAAACGCAGCGCCGCAACGAAGCGGCGCAGGCGGAUCGCGCGCGACAAGAGCAGUGGGAACGCGAGCGCUGCGAGGCCUACCUUCAGCAGGUCCGGUGGCGCGUGGAGGCUAAGGCCCUACAGGUGGAGGAAGAAGUCUUUGCACAGGCCAGAGUGGAGCUGGAGCAGCCGGACCCGCUGCAGGCCGUGGACGCCUUUCCUCCGGCCGUCAACUUCACGCGGAACAAUUUGGACUCGGCCCUGGGCCGCGUCCGCGGCAAGCUGGAGGUGAAUCAGCUGGCUCGCUUCGGAAGGCCGCAAACGCCGCCGCAAGAAAGCCCGCCAGAGGCGCCCAAAGGCCCGGAGACCUUCGAUGAGAUGCUGGUGCGGAUGCGGAGGAACUGGGACGCGCGCCUGCGCGCGCUGGAAGGUGAAGGACAAAGCAGCACGGCUCCGGCGCGGUGAGAACAGCUCCUGACGCGGAGAGGCAGGGGCUUUGAAGAAGCUUUCCUGUGAGAGAUCUUUUCGGGCCAGGGAGCUGCAGGUCAGAUUUGUUUUCUUGGUC
Messenger RNA from Effrenium voratum, 3275 nucleotides. The record is from the annotation of a GenBank genome assembly. NCBI's taxonomy places the organism in Eukaryota, Dinophyceae, Suessiales, Symbiodiniaceae.